AUGGAAUCAUUCAUUGAGGUGGGAUGCUUUCUUCUACUCCUCCUGCUCAUGCUUGGCCUCCUCCUCCUCCUCCAGGCCUGGGCUCUCUUUAACUGCGCUUUCAUGACUUUUGAGAUCUCUGUCUCCAAGGCCUUCAAGGGGAGCAGCCUGCAGAGACGUUGUGAAGAUGGGUAUGCAUGCCUGUCAAGAGCAUGUUGGUGGUGGCAGCUGUUGUUGCCAAUGGCUGCACCCUUGUUUUGUGGUGAUGAUGGAGAGUGUGAUGGAGAUCUCAUGAUCGCCUUGGCGAACAGUCUCGGAAAGUGGCUGGUAUUGUUAGCAAUCGUCCUCAACAUCUACUUGCUCAUCCUCAGCAACCUUGCUAUCCUGUAUGGUUUCCAAGGAAGGUACAUGCUCUCGUUCGCGUUCGUUGGCUCCUCUUACAUCCUUCAGCUAUGA
Messenger RNA from Guillardia theta CCMP2712, 435 nucleotides. RefSeq lists its product as hypothetical. The transcript has 3 exons. The coding region runs from base 1 to 435 and encodes 144 amino acids. The record is from RefSeq and is a predicted model, not a curated record. NCBI's taxonomy places the organism in Eukaryota, Cryptophyceae, Pyrenomonadales, Geminigeraceae.